AUGCCGGAGUCUGGAGAGGACCCUUUUGAGAAGAUCACGUCAAGCGAUGUGUGGUAUCCGGCGCGGGUGUCCCUUUGGCGAUUUGACAACGGCAGUCCGAAGCUGGUUGCGUGGGCUCACACAGACGCGUAUCACGAGCAGUCGGACCACAUGGCACUGGACAACGCGCUUGGCGCGCUGGAGCCCUCCUUCGAGGGGUUCUGA
Messenger RNA from Vitrella brassicaformis, 204 nucleotides. Lineage: Eukaryota; Vitrellaceae. The record is from the annotation of a GenBank genome assembly.